Phyllostomus hastatus (greater spear-nosed bat) is the source of this 1906-nucleotide messenger RNA. RefSeq names its product heterogeneous nuclear ribonucleoprotein A0 (gene HNRNPA0). The record is from RefSeq and is a predicted model, not a curated record. Gene Ontology annotation, molecular function: RNA binding. The transcript has a single exon. Bases 484 to 1389 code for a protein of 301 amino acids. NCBI's taxonomy places the organism in Eukaryota, Metazoa, Chordata, Mammalia, Chiroptera, Phyllostomidae.
GCGGCAGAGCAGAGAAGGCCGAGGGCUUGAAUAGACGGCGUAGGGUGGGGAGUCCGUGAUCAAGAGCGGCGCUGCGGCGCGGUAGGCGGGACUAAGGAGAGCAAGGCGGGGAUUGGCGGGCAGCCCUGGGCUGCGGUACGUCGGCGGUGACGCAUGGCUCGGGGAGGGUGCGCGCGCGUUCAGCGGCCUCUUUGUGUGGUGCCUAGAUAGGAGAGCGGAGGUGGUGGUGCCUGUGGCGGUAGUAACGGCCUUGGUUGUCUUCCAGUUUUCUCUGCUCGCCCUCUGGCCGGCACCUCUCCCCUUCCCUCCCCCUUCCUUUUUUCCUCCUUCCCUCCCCUUCCCUCCUUCCCUUCCCCGCCGGUGACCGGCGGUGGCGGCUCCAGCAACGGCUGGGCCCAAGCUGUGAAGAGGCUUUAGUCAACGAUAACGGCGACGGCGAAACCUCGGAGCUCGCAGGGCGGGGGGAAGGCCCGGCCCUUGGAGAUGGAUAAUUCCCAGUUGUGUAAGCUGUUCAUAGGCGGCCUCAAUGUGCAGACGAGUGAGUCGGGCCUGCGUGGCCACUUUGAGGCCUUUGGGACUCUGACGGACUGCGUGGUGGUGGUGAACCCCCAGACCAAGCGCUCCCGUUGCUUCGGCUUCGUGACCUACUCCAAUGUGGAGGAGGCUGAUGCCGCCAUGGCCGCCUCGCCCCAUGCAGUGGACGGCAACACGGUGGAGCUGAAGCGGGCGGUGUCCCGGGAGGAUUCGGCGCGGCCCGGUGCCCACGCCAAGGUUAAGAAGCUCUUUGUUGGGGGCCUUAAAGGAGACGUGGCCGAGGGCGACCUGAUCGAGCACUUCUCGCAGUUUGGCACCGUGGAAAAGGCCGAGAUUAUUGCCGACAAGCAGUCCGGCAAGAAGCGUGGCUUCGGCUUCGUGUAUUUUCAGAAUCACGACGCGGCAGACAAGGCCGCAGUGGUCAAGUUCCAUCCAAUCCAGGGCCAUCGUGUGGAGGUGAAGAAGGCCGUCCCCAAGGAGGAUAUCCACUCCGGUGGGGGCGGAGGCGGCUCCCGGUCCUCCCGAGGCGGCCGAGGCGGCCGGGGUCGCGGUGGCGGUCGUGACCAGAACGGCCUGUCUAAGGGCGGUGGCGGCGGUUACAACAGCUACGGUGGUUACGGCGGCGGCGGCUACAAUGCCUACGGAGGAGGCGGAGGCGGUUCGUCUUACGGUGGAAGCGACUACGGUAACGGCUUCGGCGGCUUCGGCAGCUACAGCCAGCACCAGUCCUCCUAUGGGCCCAUGAAGAGCGGCGGCGGCGGUGGAGGAGGCAGCAGCUGGGGCGGUCGCAGUAACAGUGGACCUUACAGAGGUGGCUAUGGCGGUGGGGGUGGUUAUGGAGGCAGUUCCUUCUAAAAUUUUAAGCACCUGGGAGUGGCUAUAGGGGUAGCUCUUCAACCGCCAAACUAGGGUCAAUUCCCGAGUCCCUUCCCCUCCCACCGCCUUCCCCAUUUUGCCCUUGGGGGAGCUGCUUCUAAGGCUGCUUACUCUUGGGGGUGUUGCCCUGUUUGCCUGCCACCUCUCUCGUCUCUGCCUCUGAAGAUGGACUCUGCCCCACAUACACAUUUUUGUGUUACAGUUAUUGAUGGACUAUAUUUUUUUAUUAUUACUUGGACUUUCGUCGUUUUUAUACUAGCAAGAUGUCUCGUUUUAAUUUGUGUUUUUUGGGGGGAGGGAGUGAACUUGCUGAUUCUGUAGCAAAACUUGGGUGGGAGUUGGGGUGGGGGGUUAGUUUACUUUGUUGUAAGGACUUGAUACCUGGCUACAGCGUUUUCUAUGAAAUCUACUUGGAUCCCAUGCCUGAAAUUUGGAAGCAUAUGUACAAAAAUCAUUUUUACGUUUUAUUUUUAAUAAACCAUUGUGUUUGACCGUA